GUGUCUGAAAAUAUGUGUAUUAAACAGUUUGGACUUUGGAGUGUGGCGUUGCAGAAUCUCGCAGUUGGUUUAUCUUUUCACUCACUCUGUUGGCUAAACCGCUUUUCUAGGGUUCAUUUAUCUUUCGCCUCCCCCUCUUUUCUUUUUUCAAUCCCCUCCUUCUUUCAGGUAGAAUGCAACGGGCAGUUCGAGCUUUUUCGGUGCACGGAAAUACUUUGAAAAAUGCGAUCUUGCAUCGCAUUCGGGUGGUCAAUCCGGUUAUGCGACCCGUUAUGUUUUCCAGAUCACUUACAUCUGCUAGUAUGGAAGAACAUGGCUUCGAGAGCACCACUAUUUCAGACGUUUUGAAAGCCAAAGGCAAAGGUGCAGAUGGAUCCUGGCUUUGGUGCACUACGGAUGACUCUGUGUACGAUGCUGUGAAAUCGAUGACUCAACACAAUGUUGGUGCUCUGGUGGUUGUUAAACCUGGAGAGCAGAAAUCAAUUGCGGGUAUCAUCACAGAGAGAGAUUAUCUUAGGAAGAUAAUAGUACAUGGAAGAUCAUCCAAGUCAACUAAAGUUGGGGACAUCAUGACUGAAGAGAACAAGCUCAUCACGGUCACACCUGAGACCAAAGUUCUGCAAGCAAUGCAAUUGAUGACAGAAAACCGAAUCAGACACAUUCCAGUGAUCAAUGAGAAGGAAAUGGUAGGCAUGGUUUCCAUUGGAGAUGUGGUUCGUGCUGUGGUGAGUGAGCACCGUGCAGAGCUGGACCGCUUGAAUGCUUACAUACAGGGAGGUUACUAGAUGAUGAUGAUGAUGAUGAUGGAAUAUUGUGUAUGUUUCACUUGUUGGACUUAAGCAAGCAAGCAAGGGGAGAGCUUGCAAAUAUGCUAUGUUUUCGUGGUUUUUCUGUGAAUAUGCAAGUGAUGUUGGAAUAAUUACCAUGUGGACUAAGUGUUUGACAAUAAUCGUUCUCAUGUUGCUUCCUUCCUAUUUGACUAGGAAAGUGGCAAAGGCAACCUUGAUCAGUUUGAUUUCUGUUUUUCUAA
Messenger RNA from Gossypium raimondii (Peruvian cotton), 1030 nucleotides. RefSeq names its product CBS domain-containing protein CBSX3, mitochondrial. The record is from RefSeq and is a predicted model, not a curated record. The transcript is spliced from 6 exons. The coding region runs from base 174 to 785 and encodes 203 amino acids. Lineage: Eukaryota; Viridiplantae; Streptophyta; Magnoliopsida; Malvales; Malvaceae.